AUUCCCUUGACCAACAAGAAACGAAAACCGCCUCACUCAAAAUUAUUAAAAAAAAAAAAACGAAAACGAAAACGAAAACCGCAGAUAAUUAUGUUGAUGAUGGGAUUGGUUGAUGAUCGAGGACGGUAAUUUUUCAAUUGUAAUUGAUUCAAUUAAUUACCUAUGGAGUUCCUUACCUGUUUUCUUCACCAGCGUUUAUUAACCCUCUCCUGCUUCUUCGGCUCAGCACCUCCGGUAGCUGUCUCUUUGCCAAAGCUUCCUCGAAACUUUUUGAACACUUACGUUUUCGAGCAGGAUUACAGGAAUAUUUGCGAACUCCUCCUUUCUGUUACUCGCUCAAGGUCUGUCCCUAAGGGACUUCAGCUCCAUGCCCAUAUCAUCAAAGCAGGUAUCCAGACCAUCCCUCUCAUAUCCCACCAUCUUAUCAAUCUCUAUUCAAAAUCGCAACUUCCACUUUUUGCCCUCCAAGUUUUUGAAGAGGCGCCGCAGAAGUCAAGCACCACUUGGAGCUCUGUCAUAUCUUCAUUUGCCCAAAAUGAGCUUCCUUUACUUGCUCUUGAAUUCUUUCGUCGCAUGCUUCACAGCGACGUUCGGCCUGACGAUCAUAUAUUCCCUAGCGCGACUAAGUCGUGUGCAUUUUUAUCGAUGUGUGACGUUGGGCAGUCUGUGCACUGCCUUGUCGUGAAGACUGGGUAUGAAUUUGAUGUGUUUGUUGGGAGUUCAGUUGUUGAUAUGUAUGCCAAAUGUGGAGAGAUAAAACUUGCCCGGAAAAUGUUCGAUGAAAUGCCUGAAAAGAAUGUGGUUUCUUGGAGCGGGAUGAUAUAUGGCUACACUCAAAUGUGUGAGGAUGAUGAAGCUCUCAGACUGUUCAAGCAAGCACUACUGCAAGAUGUGGAUGUCAAUGAUUUUACAUUGUCUAGUGUAUUACGGGUUUGUGGCACCUCAACUUUGCUUGAAUUGGGGAAGCAAAUACAUGGACUGUGCUUCAAGACAAGUUUUGAUUCAUCAAGCUUCGUGGGUAGUUCUUUGUUAUCGCUGUACUCCAAGUGUGGAGUAGUUGAAGGAGCUUAUCUGGUGUUUGACGAGAUAACUAUUAAAAACCUUGGUAUGUGGAAUGCAAUGCUGAUAGCAUGCGCCCAGCAUGCGCACACUAACAAAACGUUUGAGCUGUUCAAACAGAUGGAAAGUGUUGGGAUGAAACCCAAUUUCAUCACCUUCUUAUGCAUACUUUAUGCUUGCAGCCAUGCAGGAUUAGUAGAGAAAGGCCAAUGUUACUUUCAGCUGAUGAAAGACUAUGGUAUUAAACCAGGGGCCCAACAUUACGCCUCCAUGGUAGAUUUGCUAGGUCGUGCUGGAAAACUGCAGGAGGCAGUUCAGAUGGUUCAAGAAAUGCCUAUGGAACCAACAGAAAGUGUUUGGGGAGCAUUAUUGACAGGGUGUAGAAUACACGGGAACACUGAAUUGGCAUCUUAUGUUGCUGAUAGAGUUUUUGAGUUGGGUCCUGUAAGCGCUGGUCUUCAUGUCCUUCUAUCUAAUGCUUAUGCUGCUGCUGGAAGAUGGGAAGAAGCAGCAAGAGCGAGGAAGAUGCUGAGGGACAAAGGAAUAAGGAAGGAAACUGGUUUGAGUUGGGUGGAGGAGGGAAACAGAGUUCACACAUUUGCUGCUGGGGAUAAAUCUCAUGUGAAAACCAUAGAAAUAUAUAAGAAAUUAGAGGAGUUAGGAGAAGAAAUGGAGAAAGCUGGAUAUGUGGCAGACACAUCUUUUGUGUUGAAAGAAGUGGACGGUGAAGAGAAGAAUCAGACAAUCAGAUUUCACAGCGAGAGAUUAGCCAUAGCAUUUGGCCUCAUUGCCUUCCCUCCUGAACGACCCAUCAGAGUAAUGAAGAAUUUGCGUGUUUGUGGUGAUUGCCACACUGCAAUCAAGUUUAUUAGCAAAUGCACUGGAAGGGUAAUCAUUGUGAGGGAUAACAACCGGUUCCACAGAUUUGAAGAUGGAAAAUGCACUUGUGGAGAUUAUUGGUGAUCAUCGAGAUUACUACUGUGAACAGCUAUGUUUGGGAGCUGGAACAACAUAAUCGUGACAAUCAAAAUAUUCUUCUCUUUGUUGUAGUCAUUGAAGAGCUGCAAAUGGCUUAAGCGUCGAUCUAGUUCUGACAAUGACUGUUAACCAUCAAGGGAGCUCAGAUUUUGCAUACUGUGCUUACUCCAUGAUAUGUCUGGAAAAUAUUUUCGCAGUGAAUCAAAACAACAAUCUUGGAAUUAGGAGGGGGGAAUAAUAUUUAUCGAAGUUCUAAUAUACGUUUACUGAGCAACCGGUAAAACACAUCAAUAUUUCUCCUCGUUCUACCUUUUCAUCCUCUGUGCAUGUCUGUCUGUCUUAUGGCUAAUUACUUUUCUGCUUCUCCCAGAUUAUGGUGGCAACAUUUUGCUUAUUUACAUUAUUGAUUAUCUUCAAUUCAUGGCUUUGCUGGUAUCUGGAUCGCUUUGUCCAUUUAUGAGUUUGAGUGCAUUGGCUGGCUUUUUGGGGCUGGGGUCUGAAACAGGAGCUCGGAGUCGGAGGUUCCUCAACGAAAAUUCUGCAACACUCACUUCUGUGAAAUUAUGAAACCAUCAUCAGGAUAUGGAGCAAAUCGCUCCAUCAUGGACUCGCAUGGAUUUAAUUUACUUUUUCCCCUGUACUAUUCCUCAUAUCUUGCCCCAGGGGGAGAUGAUUUAUUACAGCCUUGCAAGUGAAGCGAAGCUGCUAGCGGCUUGGGAAAGUGAAAUUCAAGUUAUUGGUUAUUAACUUUUUUCUUAUGUUCAAAAAGGCCAUAUCACCCUAAAAGAUAAAGGUUAAGUAUUAUUUUUAUCUCUUAACUUUAUUCGAAAGAUUAUUGAACAUUUUAAAUUUAAU
Messenger RNA from Prosopis cineraria, 2892 nucleotides. RefSeq names its product putative pentatricopeptide repeat-containing protein At5g52630. Bases 163 to 2022 code for a protein of 619 amino acids. Gene Ontology annotation, biological process: RNA modification. Gene Ontology annotation, molecular function: zinc ion binding; protein binding; RNA binding. The record is from RefSeq and is a predicted model, not a curated record. Lineage: Eukaryota; Viridiplantae; Streptophyta; Magnoliopsida; Fabales; Fabaceae. The transcript is spliced from 2 exons.